UAUAUAUAUACAUAUAUGGGGUUUCUAAAUGUAGAGACUUGUCACAAUUGGGGCAUCCAAACAUUGCCUAAGCGCGCUGAUCAGGUCACCGACGGUAGGACGGGAAGUGGACAGGUGUCGGAGCAAAUGGCAGAGGGAGAGAAGAGGAAGAAGCAGGGGCAGUACGACGCCGUUUCGGGGACAAGGAAGAAAGCACGACAGGACGGUAACGGAGAGCAGACGGAGGUGAAGGAGGAGGAAGUCGAGGAGUUCUUCGCCAUCAUCCGGAGGAUACACGUGGCAGUCAAAUACUUCGAGAGAGGUAGUAACGGUGACGGCCGUAAGUUAACGGAGAUGAGGUCGAGGUUGAGGCAGUCGAUCGAGCGUGAGUGCGCCGGCGGAGUUAACGGCGCUAAGAGCAAGGUGAGAGAGGAAGGUGUGGAAGAGAAUUUGGGUUUGGAUCUGAAUGCGGAGCCUGGUUCGGAAUAGAACCCGAUUCGAAGAGCUUUUUCCUACGCACCAGGCGCAAUUUAGAAAAUGGGGUCAAAAUUCAUUAUUGAGAUGGACCGGUUGUGUUAGAUUUAAAUCCAUGAGCUUGCACUGUUCUACCUGUUUAGUAGGACUUAUUUUUAACUUAUUUUAAUUUUUAUCUUAAUUUAAGUUAUUUUGAUAUAUUUAGUUCAAUUUAAUAAUACAAUUUAUAUUUUUUUGUAA
Molecule: messenger RNA, 693 nt
Organism: Camellia sinensis
Lineage: Eukaryota; Viridiplantae; Streptophyta; Magnoliopsida; Ericales; Theaceae
Source: RefSeq, a predicted model, not a curated record